Botrytis cinerea B05.10 is the source of this 1023-nucleotide messenger RNA. RefSeq lists its product as hypothetical. The transcript has a single exon. Lineage: Eukaryota; Fungi; Ascomycota; Leotiomycetes; Helotiales; Sclerotiniaceae. Bases 184 to 666 code for a protein of 160 amino acids. The record is from RefSeq and is a predicted model, not a curated record.
GAUCGUCCCAGUUGGCUUGAGUGUCAAGUCAUUUGAUGAUAUUUUCACGUAUUAUGCUUCUCCAGGUAUGGGAUCCUGUGUGGCGCAGCACUCAAGCCACCCCGCAUUUGUAUGACAUGAGCAUCGUCACGACAACUACCUGAAAACCGGUACACAUAGCUGUCUGAAGAUUUUCAGAUAUAGAUGCAGUUGUUGUCACAAUGCCACUUAAGUCCAAAAUCCAAUCCACAAGACAAUAUGGCUACCCAACUCAGUCAAAUCUAUGGAGUCCUUGGCAAUCUCAUCGCGCCAUUCAUACCCCUUCUUGUGCCCAUUAACUUCUACAUCAACCUACGCUUCUUAUCUCACCAAAAAUGGAAAACGAGUACAGCUAGCAAACUCGUCAAUGUAGCAAAUAUCAUACAACUUCUGAACCGAUCAGUACCGCGGGUAUUGCUGACCGUAUGGAGCAUGACUGGGGACUACGUUGGACAAUGGAGGGUUUGGGCGGAAAUUGGACUGAAUAUUUUGGCUCUUGUAAUCUGGGGUUCAGGAUGGGAUAUUGAUGGGGGAUUGAUUGAUGAGAUGCUAGAUGAUUGGUGGGCUAGUUCAGACGAUGGAAACGAGCAAAAGAGGCUUGGAGAACAAGGAGAGAAGGAGAAUGAUAAGGGAGGAAUUGCUGUUUAGUGCCAAGAACAUCAGCCGAAAGGUCGUUUAUUGAGAUGAAGGCGCUUAAGUACAAGCAGUGCAAGGAGACUUAAUAGUUUGACCACUCAAUCGCGUCAUUACUAGGAGAUUAAGAUACCUCGAAAGUUUAAGAUUACCGUGAACGAUGACGAUGAAGGUGCUUAUCAAUGGAACCCGAAUAACAUACAAGCUGGAUCAAGACGCUCUGUUGUAUGAAGGAGUGCGAAGUUUUGUUUGGAGGGAGCGAAAAGGGAGCCGGCGUCAAGCCCACAGAAAUAUAUGGGACUAUUAUACCAACCGCAAGUUAUGAUCAGCAUUAAGGGAUUUACCCGCUCAAUGACCCAAAUUUUGAUACCA